AUGCCCACAUCGUCCGUCCUCUCUGAAUUCACAUUCCACAACCUAGGUCCCCUAACAACGACCUGGACAGCCCCAGCCAGCUGCGCCACUUCAGUAGGCGACGUGAGAAUAGGAAUCACUCAGCGCCCAGGACAGUAUUUGUACGGCGCAAGCUGCCAAGUCAAAGACUUCAGCUGCGUUCCAACGGGUACAUCCACCGAUCCAGCACUAGCGACCAACCUAAACCCGACGAAUCUAUUCCAAGACGCAUAUUUCUCACCGGGUCUGUACUGUCCAUCUGGAUGGACGACUGCCGGCCUUGCUUCGCGGAAGGGAACCGCAUCGGUGACUUGGUCUGGCCUUUUUAGUCCUUCCGCUAUACCGACGAGUGUUGACGGGGGUAUUUUCAAUGAACCCGCAAAUGUGCUUAUGCAACUCUUGGAUCCGAGCGAGACGGCGAUGAUUUGUUGCCCGAGUUCCAUGACCGCAGGCCCAUUCAUUGGAUGCUACUCAACCCUACCAGACUACAAGUUUACCACCGGCUGCGAGAACGGGAUUCCCCCCGCAGAUAUUUCAGCAGUCGACCGCACAUUCUGGUUCGACGGGCAGACGAUUGAAGCUAGUAUCUACACGCUUGUGGGCACUGUCCCUCUUACUCAUACCUUAGCCGUCAUUUUCGAGCCAAGUUAUACGAGCACUCUCGUCGCAUACUCGGUUCUGCCUUUCGUGACGAUGAUUCAUAAACCGGCUGAUUAUACGGCUACUGCGACGGCGGCGGCUACGUCUAAUGCUGCGGUAAGAUUGUCAUCUACGACGGGAUCGUGGGAUGUCAUGGGUCUUUUCUUUGCUGUGACUGUUUUGAGUAUGGUCCUCGGGGCUGCUAUUAUCUUGGUUUAG
This is a messenger RNA of Penicillium cataractarum, 876 nucleotides long. RefSeq lists its product as uncharacterized. The transcript is spliced from 2 exons. Bases 1 to 876 code for a protein of 291 amino acids. The record is from RefSeq and is a predicted model, not a curated record. Lineage: Eukaryota; Fungi; Ascomycota; Eurotiomycetes; Eurotiales; Aspergillaceae.